This is a messenger RNA of Ixodes scapularis (black-legged tick), 558 nucleotides long. Its product is annotated as cuticle protein 16.8-like. The coding region runs from base 1 to 516 and encodes 171 amino acids. Lineage: Eukaryota; Metazoa; Arthropoda; Arachnida; Ixodida; Ixodidae. The transcript is spliced from 3 exons. Gene Ontology annotation, cellular component: chitin-based extracellular matrix. Gene Ontology annotation, molecular function: structural constituent of chitin-based larval cuticle. The record is from RefSeq and is a predicted model, not a curated record.
AUGUUUUCUAAGGUCCUUGUGUGCUGCCUUUUCGCCUACGUGGCUUGCGGAGUUGUUGUCGAGAAUGUGCACGUUCCCCAGCCAUACAGCUUCGGCUACGACAACGUCGAUGAGUUUGGCACCCGCAUGACCCGCCAGGAAACGGGAGACGAGCACAACAACAAGGUCGGCUCCUAUGGCUACGUGGACGCCCAUGGCGUUGCCCGCACCGUCAACUACGUUGCCGACGCUCUCGGUUUCCGCGCUACCGUCGAGACCAACGAGCCAGGCACCAAGACAUCCGCGCCAGCCGACGCCCCCAUUUACUCCUCCUCUGUCGAGGUUGCAGCUCCUGCUGUGGUGAAGUCUGUUCACCCAGUCCCUGUUGUCGUCAAGGCUGUUCACCCAGCCCCAGUCGUUGUGAAGGCUGUCCACCCAGCCCCAGUCGCCUACACCCACAGGGUUUCCCCUCUUGCUUACAGCACUGUUGCUCACGCUCCUCUUGGCUACACCCUUGGCCACACCACUGUCGUAUAAGUGUGAACAUCUGAUAAUAAACAGAUAUCGAUGAAAUUUAAA